AUGGAGAUCAACGACGGCUGCAGUCUGGCAGGUUCAAAAUUCAUCAAGAACAAUGCAGGUCUCUGCUGUUUGUGCUGCUGUAGCGGAUAUUACCACGGACAGGGAUUGACGCGAGGGCCGACGGCCAAGCAGUACCCAGUGACGCGGUAUCCGGGCGUAGGGGGCCCGUCGCCCCAGGGGUUCCAGGCAGCCCCGGUAGAUGAGGACGACGAGGAAGACGUGGUGAGCCGCAACACGGUGACGCCGUCGACCGGACCGCAGGCGCUGCUCCUCUUGCGGCAGUCGCACCCCACGCCGCAGCCCCAGCAGAUCUACAGGAAGCCUGUAGCUACAGACAACAGCAGGGACUACCAGCAGCCCAUUGCCGUGGUGCGACAACAGACGCAGCAAAACCGCCGCCCGCCACCGCAGCAACAAGGUGGGCGCGGGGGACAGUACGCCAACCAGCAGCUGCAGGAGGAGGAACUUGAGAAGGAGGAGGAGGAGCCUGACCGUCUGACGCUGCUGCUGCCCCAGUCAAAGUUCGACUGCACCGCCAAGAAGACGGGGUACUACGCGGACGACGGGCUCAACUGUGAGGUGUUCCACUACUGCCAGGACAACGCCAGGCACUCGUGGAUCUGCCCCGAGAGCUUCCUCUUCCACCAGGUUCACCUCAUCUGCAUGCCGCCGAGCGGGGACAACAUCUGCCAGCAGUCAUCCCAGUACCACUUCGUGAACGACUACCUGUACCGCCCGAUCAACGCCGAGGAGGCGCAGACAAAGCCGAACGUGACGCUCCGCUACUCAGACCGCUACUACCCCGACUCGUAUUACGACCCGGUCGAGGAACAGCCCCGUCCCGUCGUCGCAACAACCCCGCGGGGCAGACCGGUCCAAGUGCAGCAGCCCACGCUGCGCCCCAUCCAGUUCCGCCAGCAAGCUCCCAGCAACCAGGUGUUUCACUCCCCCGAGGAAGUCAACAUCCCCCUCCAGCAACGCCGCCCUGCACCACCACCACCCCCACAGCGGAGCUUCCAGGGCAAGGACGACGAGUACGAGUACGACGACACGCCGUUCAGAGGGUAGAAGUGUCUCUCGAACACGCGCAGUUUAACACGAUUACGCCGGAUGCAAGGGCGGGACCGGUCGUCCAUCUGACCUGUGGUUCAACUCGCUGAAAAACGAACGACAUAAAUACGCCCGGCUUUCCUCGCGUAUCGCUGAUCAGAGAAGCGCGCGGCGACCCGGUGCUGCUCACAGGUGAACCGCGGUGGGUCGCCCCGUCGUGAACGUGUUAACAGGCAGUCUUGUUGUACGUACAACACGUCAGCAAUGCAGUCGGAAAAUCACUCCUUACACACAGACAUUGAAGAGUCGGGUGUGGACCCAGACUUGGCCGGACAGCCACUGCAGCGCUCGGACACUGGUUAUUUAUCAUCGUUAUUUAUCAGUGCACUAAUUGCUGUGUGUAAAUGGGCCAUAUUAUGUAAUAAAGCUCAAAUCGUUCUUAUAAUA
This is a messenger RNA of Zootermopsis nevadensis, 1497 nucleotides long. The record is from RefSeq and is a predicted model, not a curated record. Lineage: Eukaryota; Metazoa; Arthropoda; Insecta; Blattodea; Termopsidae.